CCUCCCCCGGCGCCGGCAGCCUCGCGGAUCCCGCCCCUGCCUACCUCCCGCCCGCCGCAGCCGCCUGCCGGCCGAUCUCCCAGCAGCCGGCCCCCGCGUCCGCCUCCGGUCGUCAACCCCCCCGCCCCCGCAGAGGACCGACUGCCCAGACCGCGUGUCCCGGGGCUCCCUGGGCGGGCCGAUCCCAGGGAGCCCCCUGACUGCCUCCCAGAGCUGGGUGGGGAAAGGGAGCUUAGCCCGCCGCCGCCUCCGAGCUGGCCGCCAGGUGAGCGCCGGGACAGGUCUCUGGCGGCCCGAGAUGGGCGCCCGGCCCUCGCGGCGGCGGCUGCCCGCGGACCCGCCCCUAGCCCUGGACGCGCUGCCCCCGGAGCUGCUGGUGCAGGUGCUGAGCCACGUGCCGCCGCGCGCCCUGGUGACGCGCUGCCGCGCAGUGUGCCGCGCCUGGCGUGACGUGGUGGACGGGCCCACCGUGUGGCUGCUGCAGCUGGCCCGCGACCGCAGCGCCGAGGGCCGCGCACUCUACGCGGUGGCCCAGCGCUGCCCGCCCAACGGCGAGGACGAGGAGUUCCCGCUCUGCGCCCUGGCACGCUACUGCCUGCGCUCGCCCCUCGGCCGCAACCUCAUCUUCAACUCCUGCGGAGAGCAGGGUUUCAGAGGCUGGGAGGUGGAGCACGGCGGGAACGGCUGGGCCGUGGAGAAGAACCUAACGCUGGUGCCGGGGGCUCCUUCCCAGACCUGCUUCGUGACUUCUUUCCAAUGGUGCUUCAAGAGGCAGCUUGUAGACUUGGUGAUGGAGGGGGUGUGGCAGGAGCUGCUGGACAGCGCCCAGAUCGAGAUCUGUGUGGCCGACUGGUGGGGUGCCCGAGAAAACUGUGGCUGCAUCUACCGUCUCCGGGUCCGCCUCCUGGAUGUGUAUGAAAACGAAGUGGUCAAGUUCUCGGCCUCACCCAACCCGGUUCUUCAGUGGACGGAGAGAGGCUGCCGACAGGUGUCGCAUGUCUUCACCAACUUUGGCAAGGGCAUCCGCUACGUGUCUUUUGAGCAGUACGGGAGGGACACACGUUCCUGGGUAGGGCACUAUGGUGCCCUGGUGACCCACUCCAGUGUCAGGGUCAGGAUCCGCCUGUCCUAGCCAACUGAUCCAGCCUUCCAGAAAGUACUGCCGUCUGCUGGGCAUCAUCAGUCAAGGGCAGUUUUGAGAUUUGGGAGCCCGGCCGGGAGCCAGGUGCCCAUGGACAAGUGGGGGUCCCAUGUGGCCCCUUCCCGGCAGCCCUCCAGGGAACCGCUCUCACUGCUCUUUCGGCAUGGUGCCCAUGUGCUGUGCAAGAAACCAUGGAUCCAACCAGGCUGCUCACCACUUCCCCAGCUUCCCAGGGUGGGAGAAGUUACCCCCAGAGUAACUCAGAGAUGUUUACUUUGCUUGCAAAUUGUUUUCUUACACGUGUGGAUGUCAAUUGGCAGACUGAGUCACAAGACAAAGGCCAAACCAGGAUUUGUAACCGUGGGGGAAAGUCACUGACCACCCAGGAUGGUGACUCUUGACCACAUGUUUGUGGGGUAAGCUGGCAGGGAGCAGAGCUGUCCUUGAGGACAGAUUGUCCCGCCUAAGGUCUGCUCCCUGAGGUCACCAACAGGGGCAAAAGGGGAACCGUUUCCUUAGUCUUCAGAGUCUCUGGGACUCAGCUGUGGGGCCUGUGUGACCUGCUCCAGCACCACCCAUCAGGCCUGCUUUUUGGGCCUGGCUGAUGCCGUUUCUAUCAGAAUUCCCAAGUCCCUGCUGAUCCGCAAACCACAUCCCCUAUCCCACCUCCUGUCCCUACCUCAUGGGAAGCUCCUCUCCUGCUGGCCAACAGAUUCCUUUUCUCCACGCCCUUGCAUUCAGGCUCCAAGAGCAAGGCGUGCCACAGGGGAAAGCACUCGGGCCUGCCUCCCUAGUGUCUCCUGCUCUCUCCCUGGCUGGGCACGGCCAACCAACUAGCUCAAUAAAUAUAUCCAAAGUCGCAGAACAAAGAGGGAGGGUCGGGAUUCAGACCCAGGUGUGUGUGGGUCUGAAAAUAACUGAGAGGAGCAGCUCCCAGGCGGCCAGCAGCACACCCCCUCUGAGCCUCCCAACACCCCCCAGCACAGAUGAGGAAGCCGGACAGCCGGGCUGUCCUUGCCCAGAUCCUGGGCCUGUGGGAAAGGGAAAAGGGCCUCAGAGCCGCCUAGCAGACUCCAGAGCUCCCCCACAGAGUAGCCAUUGGCAGGUGUUCUGCACUUAGGGCCUCGGAUUUCAUCUUCACCAAACCCAACAAGGGGGAUAUUGUGAGGAGGGCUAUUUUCUGGAGCAAACAGGCCCAUCGGGGAUGUUCGUGGCUAAUACCACGCAGAGGACAAAUACAGGAAGGGGCACACCACAACCAGGGGAGUGGGAGGCGGUCUGUGUGUUUAUUGCCACCCCUUCCCAGCAGAUGGCAAUACAGGGCCCUGUCCCAGCAGAAGAGGUCCUCCGAGCCCACGCUCUACAAACAGAAGGCAAGGGUGUUGACGGGGGUGUGUGGACGGGGGGGGGGGGGGUUUACUAACUCCAUCCAGAAGCCCUGUGGGCAAGCGGUGUUCCCGGUGGAAGAGGCAAAGGCAGGAUCUGCACCCAGGACCAGGUACUUCCAGAGCUGGAAGGGCUUCCCAAGGAUACCGCAGGCACCCAGAGAGGAAGGUUCUGGUUCCGGGGGAACCCCAGCCCGCUGCGGCCCCGCCAGUCACUUCUUCUUCUGCACGUGGCCACAGUCGUACUUGCCACGCACAACAGUCAGCUUCACGCCGGGCAGGUCCUGGGUGCGGCCGCCCUGUACCAGCACGACAUGGUGCUCCUGCAAGCUGUGGCCCUCCCCGGGGAUGAAGCACACGGCCUCUCGGCCGCUGCUGAGCCGCACGCGGCAGCACUUGCGGUUGGCUGAGUUGGGUUUCUUGGGCUUUCGGAUGAACGUGCGCAACACCACUCCCUUCAGCUGCGGCCGGCCAGCCGUGGGGCCUAGAGGUGGAGGCGGCCUCUUGGGAAGCCCUCGGCGGUGCAUCUGGUUCAGGGUGGCCAUGGGCCGGGUGGCCAGGGCUAGGCCUGGAGACACACAACCAGGAGGGGAGGCUGUUACCCCAGCAAAUGGGUAAGAGUUCUAGGCACAGUUCCAAGCACUUUCCCAGGAUGUACUUGUUUCCGUCUGGGGGUAGUCACAAAUAAGAGUAAUAACACCUACGUGUCAGGUUCUGUUUUAAACAUUUAAUGUGAAUUAGCUCCUUUUAUUCUGCAAGGAAGGCACUGACUUUAGUGCUGUUUGCAAACAAUAAAAGCGAACAGAUUCACACCA
This is a messenger RNA of Lutra lutra (Eurasian river otter), 3341 nucleotides long. It is a transcript of the gene FBXO17, whose product is annotated as F-box protein 17. The transcript has 6 exons. Gene Ontology annotation, molecular function: ubiquitin protein ligase activity; protein binding. Bases 299 to 1132 code for a protein of 277 amino acids. Gene Ontology annotation, biological process: SCF-dependent proteasomal ubiquitin-dependent protein catabolic process; glycoprotein catabolic process. Lineage: Eukaryota; Metazoa; Chordata; Mammalia; Carnivora; Mustelidae. The record is from RefSeq and is a predicted model, not a curated record. Gene Ontology annotation, cellular component: SCF ubiquitin ligase complex; cytoplasm.